This is a messenger RNA of Filobasidium floriforme, 1983 nucleotides long. RefSeq lists its product as uncharacterized. The transcript is spliced from 10 exons. The record is from RefSeq and is a predicted model, not a curated record. Bases 1 to 1983 code for a protein of 660 amino acids. Lineage: Eukaryota; Fungi; Basidiomycota; Tremellomycetes; Filobasidiales; Filobasidiaceae.
AUGUUCCCUCUCGCCCUUUUGAUGUGGAUGUGGCUCGCUUUUGCGUGCUGCUGGAUCGAGGCGAACGAAGAACCGGAGAUCCGAAGAACCGGAGAUCGUGACGAUGAGAAAGAGGACGAGAAAGAGGACGAGAAAGAGGACGAGAAAGAGGACGAGAAAGAGGACGAGAAAGAGGACGAGAAAGAGGACGAGAAAGAGGACGAGAAAGAGGACGAGAAAGAGGACGAGAAAGAGGACGAGGUGACCCCCGUGGAAAAACGCAGCAACUGCUUCCAAGUUCCCGAUGACGACGACAGCGAAGACGACGACAGCGAAGACGAUGACGACAGCGAAGACGACGAUGAGAAAGAGGACGAGGUGGCCCCCGUGGAAAAACGUAGGAACUGCUUCCAAGUUCCGGAUGAUGAUGACGAAGAUGAGCAAGUUGUUACCUGGAUCGAGAAGAACUGCUUCCAAGUCCCUAGCGACGAAACCGAUGAUGACGAUGAUGAUUUUGAUUCUGAGAAUGAUGAUGACGAUGAUGAGGAGGAGAAGGAGGCGGAGGAGGACGAGGGCGUCGCGCAGUUGGAGGACAACGACGACGAGGGCAUUGCGGUUGAGAGGAACUGCCCGAACGACAAUACCGAAGAGGAAGAGCAGGAGGAGAACGAGAAGAACGAGGAGAACGAGGACGAGGGCGUCGUGAACGAGAAGAAUUGCCCGAAUGACAAUACCGAAGAGGAAGAGCAGGAGGAGAACGAGGAGAGCGAGGACGAGGGCGUCGUGAAUGAGAAGAACUGCGUGCCGGUUCCGAAGGACAAUACCGAAGAGCAGGAGAAGAACGAUGGCGAGGGCAUCGCGGUUGAGAAAUGUACCGACCGCUUGCAGGAUUCGGAAGCGGGCAAGGAGAAAGUCAAGGAAAAAGGGAAAGGUCGGGAAACCAUGACGACCUCCCCUGCAAUGGUCGCCCCGCCUACGAUCUCUCCGCCUACGGUCGCGCCUGCGAUCACACCUACGAUCGCUCCGCCUACGGUUGCGCCUACGAUCGCUCCGCCUAUGGUCGCUCCGCCCAUGCUUAUCGAUCGGAAUCCAGCACCUUCCACCAUCGACGUCGCUAUGGACAUCGAUCGGAAGGCGGUUGCACUCCCCACCACGACACUGCUCGGUCCCCAAUCGUCGACGGCUGCAGCGCUCGUUUCCCCGUCGGCCGCAGUCGCUAUGGACAUCGAUCGGAAAGCGGCUCAGCCUCCCACCAUCGACGUCGCUAUGGGUCGUCCUCCCGCCAUCGACAUCGCUAGGGAGAUCGGUCGAAUUCCAAGGCAGUUCAAGAGGAAGCGCGAGGAUCAAAUCGAAGGUCGUUCCCGAAAGCGGCAGAGACAAGGUGGUGUCCUGGUGGACCAAGCUCCGCCUAUGGAUAUCGACCGCGCUUCGGUGAACCUAAAGAGGAAGCACGGCGGCGACGAGGGAGGUCGAAUCGACGACGGAGGUCGAUCCCGAAAGCGCCUUCGAAACGCCAAUCCCAGUCCUCCCCCCACGAACGCACUUCGAAACGUCGAGCCCGUCCCUGUUCCUGUCCCCCCCGCGCCUAUUCCCCCCAUCAACAUUAUUCCACCCCUCGACACCUUGCGGAACGUCGAACCGGCUCCUGCUCCCGUCGUAGACGACAACAACAAGGCCCGCCUGAAAGCUGCUGAACGGAUGGCUCGAAUGGCUCGAAUCGCAAAACGAGCCGAGCAAGCGCGUCUGCUGGCCAUCAAAGAGGCAGCUGAGGAGACCCGAGCAAGGGCGGAUUGGGAAAGGAGAGGGAAGGCUCGAGCGGAACAGGCUCGAGCGGAGGAACAGGCUCGAGCGGAGGAACAGGCUCGAGCGGAACAGGCUCGAGAUGAACAACAGGCUCGAGAUGAACAACAGGCUCGAGAUGAAGGGCGUCAAGAGCAAGAAGAAGAGAUCCCGGCUGUGGCGACUCGAAAGAAACCGGCGCCAUGGAUACUUGCCCGAAAGUAG